Messenger RNA from Elephantulus edwardii (Cape elephant shrew), 1674 nucleotides. RefSeq names its product guanine nucleotide binding protein-like 3 (nucleolar) (gene GNL3). The transcript has 15 exons. Lineage: Eukaryota; Metazoa; Chordata; Mammalia; Macroscelidea; Macroscelididae. Gene Ontology annotation, cellular component: nucleolus. The record is from RefSeq and is a predicted model, not a curated record. Gene Ontology annotation, molecular function: GTP binding.
AUGAAGCGGCCGAAGUUAAAGAAAGCGAGUAAACGCAUGACCUGCCAUAAGAGGUAUAAAAUCCAAAAAAAGGUGCGAGAGCAUCAUCGGAAAUUGAGGAAGCAAGCAAAAAAACAGGGUCGCAAGAAGCCUAGGAAAGAUCCAGGUGUUCCAAACAGCGCUCCCUUUAAAGAAGCACUUCUCCGGGAAGCUGAGCUAAGAAAACAGCGACUUGAAGAACUAAGACAACAGCAGAAGCUUGACAGACAGAAGGAACUAGACAAGAGAAGAAACCUUGCAAGUGACCUUAGUGUUAAGCCAUCUAAUGAGGAACUUGUGAAGGAGAAGGAAUGUGAACAAAGCAAAACAAAGGAUAAAGCCAAGUCGGGUAAACGGAAUCCGAAGACCAUAUAUUGUCAAGAGCUGAAAAAGGUGAUUGAAGCCUCAGAUGUUAUACUAGAAGUGUUAGAUGCCAGAGAUCCUCUUGGUAGCAGAUGUCCACAGGUAGAAGAGGUUGUUGUCAACAGUGGACAGAAAAGGCUGGUACUCGUGUUAAAUAAGUCAGAUCUGGUACCAAAAGAGAAUUUGGAGAGCUGGCUAAAUUAUUUGGAGAAAGAAUUGCCAACAGUGGUGUUCAGAUCCUCAACGAAGUUGAAGGACAAAGGAAAGCUAAUCCAGAAGUAUUAAUUUGAAAUUUGGACAUUGAAGGUAAAGAAGAAAGCUGCCCCCUACAGAAGUGAAGUCUGCUUUGGUAAAGACGGCCUUAUGAAGCUGCUUCGAGGAUUUCAGGAGACAUGUGGCAAAGCUAUUUGCGUUGGUGUGAUUGGUUUCCCAAAUGUGGGUAAAAGCAGCAUCAUUAAUAGUUUAAAACAAGAACGGGCAUGCAAUGUUGGUAUAGCCAUGGGUCUUACAAGGAAUAUGCAGAUUGUCCCCUUGGACAAACAGAUCACAAUCAUAGACAGUCCUACUGUUAUCGUGUCUCCACUUAACUCUGCUACUGCACUUGCUGUAAGAAGUCCAGCAAGUAUUGAAGUAAUAAAACCAGUGGAAGCUGCCAGUGCCAUCCUGUCUCAGGCUGACAAACGACAGGUAGUAUUGAAAUUUACUGUCCCAGACUAUAAGAAUCCUCUGGACUUUUUUACCUCACUUGCUCGGAGAAGAGGACUACACCAAAAAGGUGGAAGCCCAAAUGUAGAAGGUGCUGCCAAGUUGCUGUGGUCUCAGUGGACAGGUGCUACCUUAGGCUACUAUUGCCAGCCUCCAACAUCCUGGACUUGUUCUUCUCAUUUUAAUGAAUGUACAGUAGCAAAUAUGAAGUUGGGCUUGAAUAUGGAAGAACUGGGAAAGAACAAUGCACAUAGCAUACAAGCCAUUAAGGGGCCUCGCUUAGCCAAUAGCAUCCUUUUUCAAUCUUCGGGUUUCACAAAUGGAAUCAUAGAAGAAAAAGAUUUACCUCAGGACUUGCCAAAACCAAGAGAGGGGAAGCAGGAGGAAGAGGAGGGCAUGGACAGUGAUCCAGAGAGUCUUGAUGGCGAAGACACUGAUGAAGAGAGCUCAGAUAGAGCUCCUGUAGAGGAGACAUGGGAAGCCAUGCCUGAGGAGUGUCGAGCUGGUGAUCAAGUAGCAGGAUCUUUUGCACUGGAUAAAAUGACUGAAGAGGAUGAUGCUUAUGACUUCAGUACAGACUAUGUAUGA